GUGCCUUUGUCUCGCUUGUGUAGUUGUAGUACAGCUGUUUCGUUUCGUGUUUGUUUUAUUGUCGGUUAAUGUAUUUUGUUUUAUUUAACGUGAUUCCCUGUUGUAAAAAAUGAAAUAGCAACUCCCAUAAGUACACUAAAAUCGCUGUUAUAUAUAUAUAAUUGACUAUUUUUUUUGUACGUUUAAUACGGUUUACGUUCACUGUUUGCCGAACAGAGAAGGGAUCACAGUCGGUUGCUUGGCUGUACAACGCUGUGAUCACCGAUCCAAGCCAUUUCAUUCUGUUCGUUACAUUUCUCAUUAAGACACCGUUUUAGCUAUUUUUUGUUUUAGUUUUUUUAUGUAAGUGGGUACCCACGUAGCCGUUGACUAGCGUAUACCAUAUAUUAAUCGACCACAAUCAGGAACUGUCAAACCCGGAGAACAGAUUCCGCCUCUGGCAGAGAGAUGAAAAUCAAGGAUGCUAAAAAGCCGUCUUUCCCCUGGUUUGGGAUGGAUAUUGGGGGGACCUUGGUGAAGCUCGUCUAUUUUGAGCCGAUCGACAUCACCGCCGAGGAGGAGCAGGAGGAGGUGGAGUGCCUGAAGAGUAUCCGCAAGUACCUGACUUCCAACGUGGCCUACGGCUCCACAGGCAUCCGCGACACCCACCUAGAGAUCAAGGACCUCACGCUGCUGGGUCGUCGUGGCAACCUGCAUUUCAUCCGCUUCCCGACUCACGACAUGCCCACCUUCAUCCAGAUGGGUCACGACAAGAACUUCUCCACCCUGCACACCGUGCUGUGCGCCACCGGGGGCGGGGCCUACAAAUUCGAGGAGGAAUUCCGAACGAUUGGAAACCUGCAGCUUCACAAACUAGACGAGCUGGACUGUCUGGUAAAAGGGUUGCUUUAUAUAGACUCACCCAGUUUUAAUGGCCAGGCCGAAUGCUAUUACUAUGAGAAUGCCUUGGAUCCAGAUCGCUGCCGGAAGGUGCCUUAUAACUUGGAUGAUCCUUACCCUUUGCUUGUGGUCAAUAUUGGCUCAGGGGUCAGCAUCCUGGCAGUGUACUCGAAGGAUAACUACAAACGGGUGUCUGGCACAAGCCUCGGAGGGGGCACGUUCCUGGGCCUGUGCAGUUUGCUGACGGGCUGUGACAGUUUCGAUGAGGCGCUGGAGCUGGCAUCGAGAGGGGACAGCACCAAUGCUGACAAGCUGGUUCGCGAUAUCUACGGGGGGGACUACGAACGUUUCGACUUGCCAGGGUGGGCUGUGGCAUCCAGCUUUGGGAACAUGAUCCACAAAGAAAAGCGGGAGGCUGUCAGCAAAGAGGACUUGGCAAGGGCAACCUUGGUAACAAUCACCAACAACAUCGGCUGGAUAGCAAAGAUGUGUGCUGUGAAUGAGAAAAUAAACCGAGUGGUGUUUGUUGGAAAUUUCCUCCGUGUGAACACUCUGUCUAUGAAGCUCUUGGCCUAUGCUCUGGACUACUGGUCACAAGGACAGCAGAAGGCGUUGUUUCUGGAGCAUGAGGGUUACUUUGGAGCAGUUGGUGCGCUUCUGGGCCUUCUAAAUUUUACUUAAAGUGCUGCUUUUUCAACUGGUUGCCGCUGUCCCGCGCUGACAAUGACACAGCUCACAGUCAGGUCUGUCUGACAAACCACCAAAGGACUGCAAAGAGACUUUUUAAGCUGUUCCACACAGAGGAAGAGUCCUAGGGAACAUGGGUCCUCUAAAGUUUAUAAAUACGUUUCGACACUCCCUGGAAAAAGUGACAGAGCAGAAAACAUAUACAGUAGAGUACCUGUGAAUUACAUGGUCCAGUAUGAGUGCCACUUCUCAGUUAUUACCUGAACAUUGCUACACAGCCUCUGACUCAUUUGAUUCCAAACCCUGUUCUGUUUGGUCAAACACACAAGCCAAUAAAAAAAAUCUGAAUUACUGUAUCUGAGAGAAACUUCGAUAUCUACUGUAUCUAAACAGCUAUUCAAGUUUUAGGUGAUAAUGGUUUACACAAAAAUAUGCUGGUAAGGGGCCAGUGUUAUAAAUGUUGUUUAACACCUAGCUAUAUGCUGGGACUAAUGGGUUGUGGGUAUGAGAUUAAUUUACUCUUCAUCUGAUUACAGUGUUACAGUAGAGCAAGCUUGUGGCUUCCAAUUACACUUUUAUGCAUAAAUCAAGUCAAUGUUGAAACCUGAAAGUAUCAGCGAUUGGAAAAUGCUAAAAUACUUGAUAAAAGGGCUUUAUGCCUAAGAUGCGCAUUUCAACUACAUAGCGGUUGCUCUUUAUCAUGGGGAUCAAAUGUACCUUGCUGUUUUUCUUAAUAAUUCGUUUUGUCUUGCGGUCUGUCAGGACUUGAUAAUGGCACACAAUAUAUGUGAAUUGAGCAAAAUUCCCAGUUUUGCUCAGGCACUCAAACAAAACAGCACUAGAUUAUUCAUCAACAGCACUUGUAUAAAAAGAAGAUUAAUCAUCACCACUGUGAAGUUUAGUUUUAUGCUUGGACCAUACUGUAAGUUCAUCAUAUGAGUAAAGUACUUAUUCAUUUAGAUUUUAUAUGUGCAAAUUAAAAGCACAUAAGAAUCUGAAAUCUGAAUAAUGCUUCAGUAUCAACAUAAUCCUUUCUUGCUUUCCUCAAACAAAGCACUUAAAAUCUGCUGUAUAUAUCAACAGGUGUGUAUUCCCAUAGCUUUGUAGAUAGAAUUUAAGUGCAAGGUGAUAAUAUCUGUGUAGCAUAAACCUUGGGAAUUAAGAGCAUGAGAAGUCUGCAUAUCUCUAUUUUGCACUAGUAGUGAAAGUGGACAAAAAGGGAUUUUGCACUGGGAGUUACUGACACUUGUAAAACUAUCUUCAAAACCUCAUCUACAGAUCAUUUGAAUCUGUCAGGUGACUAACCUGUCAGGUGACUAAACCAAGUCCAACUUAUUACAUGCAACAUUUGCAAAUUGUUCUUAAACAUUCAUAUAUUCAAUAUAUAAAAAUGUUUUAAAUAGCUACUAAAACAUACAAGCUUAACUCGACCAAGUAGCCUUUUUGGGUUUGUAACAUUUCUGAGCUAUUGAAACACUCCUUAAAAUAAUUUUUGUAAUAUAAAAGACUUUGCCUUUUUAAAAGAUUAAACUUACUUUUUUAGUAAUUCCUUUUUGUGUUAAUGAUGUGUUGUUUAUAUUAAAGAUGGGCAUUACUUCAGAGACAGUAACAUUGUGGAAAUGUAGUACAGUAUCUUUUUUUUGUAGUCUAGUGCCAUUUAUCUGUAAACCACAAGGCCUGGCCACAAAUCUCUAUUACAAUUAAUUCAAUUUGACUAUCACUUAAAACCAAUCAUAAUCACAGACCUAAAGCAAUUAGUUUGAUUACUUGAAGUCUUAAAAGAAGCUAAUAUCAUUAUAUAAUUGAAAAGAUGCUAAUAAUCAUUGUCAAAUAUGAAGGAUACUAGAUGCUCAUGUAACAACAGAAAAGUUGAAAAUUGUUCAAAUGACACAUUUCAAUCUUUGCUGAAAGAAGUCCCAGUGUAUGAAUUCAUAAUUGACCAUCUGGUUUGUGCAUGCAGAAUUGCUAAACUUAAACUUGCGUCUUAAUACAAGUUGUCUUUAAUUAAAAAGAAAAGGAAAGGACUAAAAUAAAAAUCACAAUUUUCCUCAUUUUUAGUGAUAAUACAAUGUGUGUGCAUGAAAUCUGGCCAUUUUCACCAAAACAAAAGAUGUGCACCAGUGACUAAUGUGGGGGUUCUUUCACUCUGCUUUCACUCUGUGUUUUUCUUUCAUUUUUCUCAUGUCUGUCUAUGAUCAUACCUUGUUGAAGACGUCAUGAAACAAUAAAACAAAAAACAUUACAAUAUAAAUGGUAGAAAUAUCACAGUUUUGCUGCCACAGCUUUCUAAUCUUAUUUCAACACUGAACUGAACAGUGCUAGGUUUCAUUUACAUUUACAGGUUGUAAAUGAAAGGCUGUAAUGAAGAUUUAGUGUUUAUAGUUUUGUAGGUUUUUUUUCAUGGGAUCAACCCUGGGUUAAUAUUUUCAUGGGAUCAUUUUUUUUGGGGCCACUUGAAUCGUUAAUUGUUUUUUACUAUUGCCUUAUUAUUUUCUUCCUUUGCAUUAUAAAGACCUAAAAACAGAAGUGGACAUUGUAUAUAAGUUUUGAAGAUGCCUUAAUUGUCACUUUUUAAUAUUAGCGUUUUUUAUUAUCCAGAAUAUCCAUAUCCAUUUUUACAAAUAAUGUAAUAUUCCUUUUAUGUCUACCUCAUACUAAUACAUUCAAGCAUAAUUUCAGGAUUUUAAACCGAGUCCUACUGCUACAUAGGAAUUAGUAAUACAGGUAGUGUUUUCAUGCUAUAACAAUGUCUACCAGUAGAGGGCAGGCUUUGACAAGUAGGGCAUUGGAUUUUUCUUUCAUACUUAAACCUAUGUUAAAAAUGUUAGGUUCUUCUUUGUGUUUUGGAAUAACAGAUGUUUCAGAGGUUGUGUGGACAGAACCAAUACUGUCGGUAACACUGUAUUUAAUUGAUUUUAAUCUAUUAUCUUUGCUGGCAAAUCCUGUAAAUAACAUAGUCUGGACCGUAUUCAUUUGCUGUAAAGUCUAUACACACUGUAUUUUUUUUACUGUCAUAGGUAUUUAAACAUUACCAAGGUAUCUAAAGUAUUUUCGAAAAAAAAAUCAAUAAUAUAUGUUUAAAAGAGAGUGGUAAAUGUUUGUUCUGACCAAUAUUAACUGUAACUUUUAUUUUAUUUUGAAUUAGAAUAUGAAAACAGAGAAUCUGUUUGAUGCUAUAAUUUAAAAGGUUAUGUAUUUCCUAUUUUCUUCAAAUAUUGCAAACAAAGAGAGUCUUGACACUCUCCAUAUAAGGGAUAAUAGUAAAAGGUUGCAUUUAUUUUGUGGGCAUUUACUGUACAUAAUCUUUUAUCUUUUUUUAUUCCAUUGAGAAACAAUUUAGAUUAGUUAAGGUAUCAAGGAGUAUUUCUAAUUGGAAAGUCUAGUUUAGAAAGUUUAUGCAAAAAUCAUACAUCUUCAAUAACACUAAAAAUAAUUUUGAGUUUGUUUUUGUGUGCAACAAAACAGGAAUCAACUAUGUUCUGGACAGUACUUACAUGUAUAAAGCCAAGUGACCCUAAAUACUUUGUAAAUGCUACAUUUUAAAAAAGUUAAAUGGUACUAUAGGCCUCUGUGUUUUGAAAAAUAAGUAUUCUGUGUUUCUGUAUAGCUGUGUGGGUCUGUAAACUCAAUUAUAUAACCAAAACACAUGCCACUGAAAUUCAAUGAUCUUCAGAGAGACAUCACUUAUCAUGAUUGUGAGAGCCUCAAUUCACGGAGUUUUGUAUGUCACCAUCUUAUUACCAGUUUCUAAAAAUCUGGAACAAUUCCAUUAUAAUCAAUUGAACAGGUGAUGUGUUAAAUCUGUUAAAUCAGAAAGUUUUAAAAAGUAAUUUCUCUUGAGCCCUUAAGGCCCAUAAUUAUCUUAACUGAACAGAUUAUCAAAUUGAUUUAUCGAUGGUUUGAUUUCUAAAUGUAUAGGUGGUAUAAAGAUCUUUAAGAAUAGCAUCAGUUUCACUGUAUGUUGAAGGUAAACAGUUCAAAAUUAAUGAAGCAGUGGUAAAGACCUGUUUGUACCUUUAAUUAAAAUUAGUAAACCAAGGGAUUAUAACUCCUCAUUUGCUUGUUCCUUUUACCUGCAGACAUAUUCUUCAAGUAAAGAGUGAGGUGGUGUUGGCAUCUUUGACAAAGGAAUUGGCCUUAAUUUAAACCGCUAAUGGAAUAAUACCUUCUGUACAAUUAGAAAUCUGUCUGUUCAGUGAUGUGUAUGACGGCAGUGUUAUGCAAGUAAAUUGCAACAGAUGUUGAAGUCAGUCACUGUGUUAAAGGAGAAUACACUACUCCACCCACUGCUGCCACAUGUAAUUCUGAUUAAAUUACAUGUAAGUCAGAUUGGUACUGAUGAUAUCAGCAGUAUUGGGUUAAAGAAAUGCAGUAGUUCUUCUAAAGUAUUGGUGAAACUAAAUAAUACAAUAUUGGGUUACGGUAAGCUUCUCUGUGUUAAAAUAUUCUGGACUCUGUUGUAUUUCUGUUAUGUUGAAAGUACUGUAAACAUUUUUUUAAUUGUUCCCUCCUACAUUAUGGUGUAUCAUCCGGGGAAAGAGACUUUUUUUAAUUUGUCAAAUAAAUUCCCAUGUCGUUGGAUUUAGUGUUGUAGGAUUUACUAAAAUGAUCAUUCAAAGUUAACCUUGUUACCAGGUACCUGCUGUGAUUUGACAUUUAAAACUAAACAGGCCUUAUCUAAAACUAAACUAAACACAUAUCCUUAUCUUAACAUUUUUUUUCUUCAUUUUUUCUCCAUAAAGCAUAAUGGCUUGGCUUAUUGAUAUUGUGGCUUAUAAAUACACUCUUGUGUGGUACACAAGCACCAGCACAUGUACACGUCUGUUAGAACGCAGUGUUCUUUAGCUAAAGAAACAGUUGGAUGAUGCUGUAAUUGUUGAACAGUAAUGGAAACUGGCACAAUGGUACAGCAGGCUUUAGUUCAGGUUAUAUAUAUUCACCAAAAUGAAAUGCCUUUAAAACCAUCUAAUGUAAAUUGUUUUUGUUUUUUUUUUUGCAUUUUUAUGGUAUCCAUAAUUUGUUUCCCUUACUCUGAUGCAUAGUAUAUCUUUGCCUAAACUGGAUAUUUUUGGAGGUUUAGGGUAGAAGAGAUCCCAUCUCAGACCUUCUUUGUGGCUCGAUCUCAUUUUCUGGCUUUAAUUACACUGUAAUAAAAUGAAAUAAAACACUCAUAAAAUGAA
Molecule: messenger RNA, 6746 nt
Organism: Lepisosteus oculatus (spotted gar)
Lineage: Eukaryota; Metazoa; Chordata; Actinopteri; Semionotiformes; Lepisosteidae
Product: pantothenate kinase 3
Biological process (GO): coenzyme A biosynthetic process
Cellular component (GO): nucleus; cytosol
Molecular function (GO): ATP binding; pantothenate kinase activity
Source: RefSeq, a predicted model, not a curated record